CUGCUGUGCUGCUCCUGGUCCAGGGUGGGGCCCCGCUGGGUGGGGAGACACAAGUUACAGCCCCGGGAGCUUGUGCCAGGCACUCCACACACACGGUUGUGUCUCAUCUCCUCAGACAACUAUGCACACAGGCAUCACCCCAUUCUACAGCUGUGCAAAGCAAGGCUCAAGGGAGGUAAAGUGAAAAGGGCCUCUGGGUCGGAAGGGCCCUGGCCACUUCCAAUUUUUUAUUGUUGAAAUUCUGAUUCUCUUAAAAAUGUGGAGAUGCCCAAACAGAGCUACAAUAGUUGUGGUUACAUUCUACAUUUUUCUAUAUAUAUAUAUAUAUAUAAAAAAUCCGACAUUUGUCACCCUCAUAAAAAUACACAAUGGAGUAUUUCUUUGCCUAUGUAAAGAAUUUUGGACUGCAGCAAGCCACAAGAAUUUCUGCAGCAGAGUGCCACUGCAGUUUCUCAUAAAACUGAUGGUGUUGCAAUAGCUUGAAUCGCAGCGCCGGGUGGCUUGUGAUCCACGGCUUGGCUUCUGACUGUGGCAGCAACUUUGGACAAUACCACUGUGCUGUGUGCAACCGCAAGCUUUGAAAAGCUUCUGAUGAUCUCUGGGCCUCUGUGGGUGGUGGCGUCCCCAAACGGGGGCCCACGUUUUUAGUCCUGGGAAAUCCAUUAUCAUUUUCAAUCCUGACUGUUGGUGUAACGCUCUCGGUUGGCAAGAUGUCCAAAGUCUCGACAGAAGGCAUUCAGUAAUGGCGGCCUUGGUCCCUCUUGGAUUACGGAUGUCAGGGGUCAGGGUCGCUUCUCCGGCCGGUACUGAAGCCCCUGGCUCAGCAGCUUGUCAUGAAUGAGCCAGCCCACCAAGUGAUGUUUGAGACCUGGAAACCAACCACCAGGUGACCCAUACUGACUGGCCCUAAGUAACUACCAGGAAUUGCUUUGUCCAAGUCAACGUUGAUGUCUGUAGGACCCAGCUGUGAGCACCGCCUGCUGGACAGGGGCCUGGGUCACCUCGAGUCCUUUAAAAUUGGAUCCCUCAGCAGCUUUGGCUGCGGCCCUGUGAAAAGGGGCUGGUGGCUGCUGAAGCCCAGUGAGGGGAGGGGACCUGCUCCAGGUCACACAGGAAUUGGGCCUUGCCUCCCUCCAUCCAGGACACUGGUCCCCACAGGGCUGUGGCCCACCCUUCCUCCUUGUGGUUAGGAAGUGACCCCCUCCCCACCACCACCACCUGGGCCUGGCUUUAUCCCAGGACCUGGGCACUGCAGGGAGUAAGCGAGCAGGACAGCAGGUGGACAGCGGCGGCAGCAACAGCACUGCCCUGUGCCUCUCGGCCCGCCAUAUGCCCCCACAGGGCCAUGCUGAGGGCCAUGAGGCUCUGGUGCCUAGAGAGUUACAGCUGGGGCCCCUCCCAGUCUCCAGGGUACCGUCCCUUAGCAACAGCCCGGCCUGGCAGGACACACUGCCAACGCUGGGCAGAGCAGGCAGAAGGCAGGCGGAGCGGCUACCCGGACUCCAGGACAGACGAAGGCCAGGUGAGUGAGCGGGGGCACCCGGCCUGUAGCCUGGUUGCCGAGCGGGAGCCCCUCCAGAUCUCUCUCCCAUCCAGCAGCCCAGGGAGCCCUGACCCAUCAUGGAUGCUGUGGACGCCACCAUGGAGAAGCUCCGGGCCCAGUGCCUGUCCCGAGGGGCCUCGGGCAUCCAGGGUCUGGCCAGGUUUUUCCGCCGCAUGGACCGGGACAGGAGCCGGUCCCUGGACGCAGGGGAGCUCCAGCGGGGCCUGGCCGAGCUGGGGCUGGUGCUGGACACAGCCGAGGCACAGGGCGUGUGCAGGCGCUGGGACCGUGACGGCAGUGGGACGCUGGACCUGGAGGAGUUCCUGCGGGCACUGCGGCCCCCCAUGUCCCAGGUCCGGGAGGCAGUCAUCACAGCCGCGUUCGCCAAGCUGGACCGCAGCGGGGACGGCGUGGUGACUGUGGAUGACCUCCGGGGGGUGUACAGCGGCCGCGCCCACCCCAGGGUGCGGAGCGGGGAGUGGACAGAGGAGGAGGUGCUCCGCCGCUUCCUGGACAACUUUGACUCCUCCGAGAAGGACGGGCAGGUCACGCUGGCCGAGUUCCAGGACUACUACAGUGGCGUGAGCGCCUCUGUGGACACGGAUGAGGAGUUUGUGGCCAUGAUGACCAGCGCCUGGCGGCUGUGAGCGGUGCACACCCACUCGGCUGGCACCAUGCAGCGUAGGGCCCCACCCGGCACCCCUGGGCCAGGGCCCCUUCUCACCUGGGCUUUGAGCUGAGCAGCCCCGGGGUGGGGGAUGGAGGGGAUUGUGGGAAGAUUGAGGCCGCAGAACCGGCUGGACCAGGUCUCCAGGGACACGGCUUGGCCACCAGGUGUCAGUGGGACAAAGGUUCCAACGAUGGGUCACUGGUUCAGGAGCCCAGGGAGUGAGACCCUCCAUGCCCACGCCAUGCCGACCCCAGGUCUCCUCCUGGCUCUGCUCAAGUGAACCCUGUCAGCACCCUCACCCCUCCCUCGUGACUCCCCCAGGAAGCCAGGCAGCGCCCGGGUGGGGAAGCAAACUGCUCUUCUGUGAAGCAAGGCUCUGCACGGAGCGGUCAGUCUUGGAAGGCAGCCGAGCUUGGUCACCUGCCCAGGUGUGGAGUGCGGGGCACGCCAGGCUGCUGAGGAACCGUUCCUGGCCAGGUUGCCUGGCUUCCUGAGGCCCCUGGGGCACGUGGGAGACCAGAGUUUUAGUUAAAAGUUUUAAUGUAGUUCCCAAAUACAUUUCAUAUGACAAUCUUACAUAAAUGUUCCAA
This is a messenger RNA of Delphinapterus leucas (beluga whale), 2803 nucleotides long. RefSeq names its product calcyphosine (gene CAPS). Lineage: Eukaryota; Metazoa; Chordata; Mammalia; Artiodactyla; Monodontidae. The record is from RefSeq and is a predicted model, not a curated record. Gene Ontology annotation, molecular function: calcium ion binding. Gene Ontology annotation, cellular component: vesicle.